AUGACGUAUGAAGCAGCACGUUUACGGAGGAAGCACGACUGGGGAAAACUUUCAGAGAGAGAGCGAGGGAAAUUCAACCACGGCAUGAUCUCAACUAUUUCGUUCUUCAUUCUUGGUAAGUAAGACAUGUGAGCCUCAACUGCAUGUAAAGUUAGCUGUAGUGAUGGUGAGAUGAAACCUCUUGAAGCAUCUACGCUUUCCAUCCAAUUACUGGCCUCCUGGGCUGAAGCUUCAUGAUUGCGCUUCAUUUGCUCUAUUGCGCCAUCAAGUGGACAAUAAAUGUAAAACAGGCAGAGUGAUAAACCAAAGACACCCCGAGACUUUGGUGCACAAAGCUUUGAAUUGAAUAAAUGAAUAGAUGUGAUGCCGUGUGUUUGUGAUACAAUACAGAAAUGAUGAAGUUAUUAACAUGGUGUUUGUCUUUAAGAGGACAUAAAUAAUGGAGAGGGUUGUGGUGUGGAUGUGCUUGUGUUACUUAGUUUGUUGUUCGUAUAUUGUUAUGGGGACAACAUAUAAAACAUUUAUAUUUAUUUAAAAAGAACUUUUCAACAAGUCUCGAGUCUAUGGAUUGUGAGUGGGGGAGGACUCCAUUGUGUUUUGCUGCCUGUUAAAUCAUCCGCCAAAUCCGCGAACCGUUACUUGAAUCAGUCACGUGGUACAGCCGGGUAGCGAGGCUUCGGACAUCAUCAUUUUUGGCUCCUCCCCUACAUGAAGCAAGCCUCGAUACGCGCUUCGCGGGCACUGAAGGACACAAAAUUAGUUAGCUGACGGUGGUUGGAACUAUAUGCUUACUCACAUGACAAAUAGUCGCAAAUGCGCCCUAAUUUUUCCAAUGGUGCGACUUAAAAAAAUCUGAGGUUGCACCGGUGCGACCAGCUGCUCAACUCUCAAAGCCCCGCCCACUGUCUCGGAGCAAAUCAUACUAGCACAGCGUGGAUCAUCCAGACUUGAAGCCCUCUGCGCACACUGGAGUCACGUAGUUGCUUCGUAGUUCCCACACCAUGCGCGGAGUCCCUGCAGGCACGUAUGUAAGCACCUCAACGUGACGGAGAAGUAUCACACACAUCGAAGAGGGCAGUCUCAUACAUCCGAUCACUGAGUGCUCGAUCGAAUCCAUCACAGCGGCUGGUGUGUACAGAACUGUAUGGCGAAAAUUCGCCAGUGAAACAUACGCCUUUUUGCGUUGCAUAUUUGUGUCAUGCAACUAGAGAAAAAAGUUAGUCUAGAGCCCUGAAUUUUAUUGUAAUUUGUAAUUUAUUAUUUUCCCCAAUAGAGUCAUGGUUUUGAGAGCAAGAAACCAGAGAAAGAAGAAAAACACUGAACCACAGGUGAACUCAGACAUCACUUCUGACAAUGAAGGAAAGCUUUUUAUUCAGUGUCAUUUGUUCAUACACUGGUCUCGUCUCUCAUGGUGCCAGGUUGUCAGGGGCUCUAUUCUUAAAGGAGAAUUCUGGCCAAAAAUGACACUUACUGUGGCGUGAGGGAAUGCCACCGAUGUACCAAAAAAAGGCCAAGUUAAAUCCCAAAUGUGCAUCCUUCUCGUUCUGCCCAUAGAAGUUUCUGUAAGUGAGGAGAGGGUUAUCACAAAGCAUUGCGCGUCCACAAACUUUAUAACUUAAACACUCCGAGAAGCUAAUUGUCAACUUUAUCUACCUUUUCCGACAUGACAUUUUUGGAUAUACUUAUAUCAUUAGCAAGAGCAUGAAGCAGUAUUAAAGCAUUGUUCCUGAUACUUUUGGGUGCUUUUUUUUGUUCCUUAGCCUAACCCUUUUUCUUAUAGUGACUUCCUCUACACAGUUGCUUUGCAGAGAUUAGUUUUGUGAUGGAGGAAUAUAGGCUAGUGAAGAUGGUGCUGACUUAUUAUUUUAGAGCCCCAUAUGAUAGGAUGUUUGAGCCAGAACAUAUAGUCAGGUAACAUGCUAUUAGGAGCGCAUUGCUUUCUGAAAAUGUAGAUAAAGGUAGAAGUUGACUUCUCAGAAUGUUGAAGUUAUAAAGUUUGCGGUAAUCCUCUCCUCAGAGACGGGCUGUUUUGUUUACUGUUGGAACGGACUGUGAUGUGCGUUUCCAUCCGGAUGAGUAGUUCCAUUGCACCGGCAAGGCUGGAAGCCAUGGAAACGAGCGUCGACUCGUUUCCAUGGCUUCCAGCCUUGCCGGUGCAAUGGAACUGGUGGCAUCCAUCAGCGAUGCAAACACAACACAUACAUUGAGUACUAUAAUUAUUCUUGAUUCAUGUAAAGAAACACUUUUUUACAUCGUGGUAAAUACACGCAUGGUUGGAAUGUCCAUCACAUUCGUUAUGAGGCUGUGGGGACUUACUGAAACAUCUAUGGACAGAACAAGAAGAAUAUACAUUUGGAAUUUAACUUGGCCGUUUUUGGUACGUUAGUGGCAUUUCCUCAUGCCACGGUAAGUCUCAAUUUUCGCCUCCAUUCUGGGCCUCCUCUGACUUGUUACCGUUAACCAAGAUACAAAUUAAGGCUCUUUUCCUUUUUGUGUACAGUCGUUCUCAAACUUUAUAAUUUUAAUUACCUGCAUAACACUGAGAGGGUACAAUUGGACCCUUAUAGGUCCGUUUGCUUCUAUUUGUUCACUGUCAACUGUUACACACACAUACAGGGCCAUUUGGAACUCAUUCAAGGACACUUUGGGAACCACUGCUCUACACUAGUGGGUCUCAAACUGUGGUGCGUGCACCCCUUGUGGUGCGCGAUAGCCUUCUAGGGGGUGUGCGCAACAUGACAAAGCUAAUGGUGUUGCUAUGGUGUUAUUUUAAAUACAUGAACAUAUAAGGCCUUGUAUGUCAAGUAUAUGCACAAUAUAAGCGGCAUAAUAUGCCAUAUUCAGAUAUGUGCCAUAUCCAGUUUCAUAUAUGUGGAUAUAGGAAACAUAUGUAUCUGUAUAAGUAUAUGUAGGGGAAUGUCUUCAUACAUUUAGGUUAAGAAAUGUAGAGUAAUUAUCUUUUAGUAAGAAGCUACAAAUAAUCUAGGUUGGCCUGCUCCUGCUGCCCCACGACCAUGAGAUUGUGAGCAAGGCUGUCUUGCAGGAGCCCAAACUAUCUGUCUGUUGGAACAUGUAAUCUCUGCCAGGGUCAAGACGAACCUAAACAAAGUGUCGUGGGGCAGACAUGUCAUCAUGAGGGGCCUUCUGGAGAACACACACACACACACACACACACACACACACACACACACACACACACACACACACACACACCUAACAGCAUAAAAGAGAGUAGAAGUAAAGCUAGGAAGGCUUCCUUCGGUCUUGGUCGAGACUCCAAGACUCCACGCCCCAGGCUGUUCUUCAGAUCUCAUCAUGUCUCCUGUGCAUUGUUUAUGCUGGACUUUCCACAACAUAUACAUGUAUGGAUAUACAUGUACGUGUGAGGGGGUGCGUGAGCUAGGUUGGGAGGUAACAGGGCGUGCACGGACAAAAAAGUUUGGGGACUGCUGGUGUAGAGUGAUUCCAGUGAGCUACAUGCACAAUAGCAGCACCCUUACUCUGUUUGUUCAAAAUGGAACAGAGCCUUCAUUAGUGUCCUCAGUAAUACCUGUGUAGGUAGUCAGACUCAGAAGAGGCCGGGAAGUAGAACAAAAUGGCUUUAUGUGCAUAGAGCCUGUUAGGGAGUACAGUGAAAUAAUAUUUUUGAGAAUUAAAUGCAUCUUUCUGCAUCUUCAUUACUUGAGGAGAUUCAACUACAAGCACCAACCAUGCUCAAGGUUGAGCUUGACAAACUGAAAGGGGAGAACAGGCUGCUCAAAGAAGAAAUCAGGCUGUUGAAAGCAGAGAACCAACUCCUAAAAGACCAGCGGGACUUUCUCAAGGAGAAGGAGAAGGCUCAGUUGUCAGGGGUCACACUUCCCACACGUUCAAAAGGCAAGGACUCAAAAUGCCUAACUAAGUCUCAUCUUUUCAAUUUAGUCACUAGACAAUAAAGUUGGGGGCUGGCUUCAUUGGUUUUGCCUGGUUUUGUGUCGCUGCUGCAGUUUUUGUCUCUGAAGAAAUGGGCAAUAAGACAAUAAUAGAGAGAAGUGAUAGAUUUGCCAAGUUUAAGCUUUGCUUAUAACCUUUACACUUGCUAAUUUUUAAGUUCCCCAGAAAAGGAGGACACGGGAAUCCUCAGUCUCCUCUGAGUCGGGUUCAGAGUCAGACGACUGGAGGAACAGCAAGAAGAAAAAGCGUUGUAGACAUUCCUCUGAUGAGUACUCAUCAGAAGAAACCCCCAGGAAGAAGACCAGAAAACAUGAGGACAGAAAACUCGAGCCAUCAUUUGGAGAGCAAGGUGAACCUUUACCUGGAAAAAAUAAAUCCCUUUCUAUUGCUCCUUCCGUUUACGUCACACUAUAACACCAUUACAGUCAGUCCAGAAAGUAUUCAGAACACUUAACUUUUCCCGCAUUUUAUGUUACAGCCCUAACGACAAAAGGAAUAAAUUCAUUUUUUUCCUCAGAAUUUUACACAAAAUACACCAUAAUCACAAUAUGAAAGAAGUUUUGUUACGAUUUUUGUUAAUGUAUUAAAAAUUAAAAAAAAAAAAAAUCACAUGUGCACAAGUAUUCAGAACCUUUGCUUAAUAAUUUGUAGAAACACAUUUGGCAGCAAUUACAGCCUCAAUUCUUUUUGAAUAUGUUGCCACAAGUUUGGCACGCCUAUUUUUGGGCAGUUUUGCCCAUUCCUCUUUGCAGAACCUCUCAAGCUCCAUCAGGUUGGAUGGGGAGUGUCGGUUCACAGCCAUUUUCAGAUCUCCAGAGAUGUUCACACGGAUUCAAGUCUGGACUCUGGCUGGGCUACUCAAAGACAUCCACAGAGUUGUUCUGAAGCCAUUCUUUGAGAUUUUGGCUGUGUGCUUAAGGUUGUUGUCUUGCUGAAAGAUGAGGCAUCUUCCCAGUCUGAGGUCAACAGCACUCGGAACCACCAGAAAUCUCCCUAGAGCUGGCUGCCUAUCUAUACAGAGCAAUUGGGGGAGAAGGAGCUUAGUCAGACAGGUGACCAAGGACCCGAUGGUCACUCUGUCAGAGCUCCAGCGUCCCUCUGUGGAGAGAGGAGAAACUUCCAGAGGGACAACCAUCUCUGCAGCAAUCCACCAAGCCACGCGGAAGCCAGGCGGAAGCCACUUCUUAGUAAAAGGCACACGACAACCUGACUGGAUUUUGCCAAAAGGCACCUGAAGGACUCUAAGACCAUGAGAAACAAAAGCUCUCUGAUCUGAUGAGACAAAGAUUGAACUAUUUGGCAUGAAUGCCAGGCAUUGUGUUUGGAGGAGACCAGGCACCGCUUAUCACCUGGAGAACACCAUCCCUACAGUGAAGCAUGGUUGUGGCAGCAUCAUGCUGUGGGGUUGUUUUUAAACAGCAGGAACUGACUAGUCAGGAUUGAGGGAAAGAUGCAUGCAGCAAUGUACAGAGACAUCCUGGAUGAAAACCUGUUCCAGAGCUCUGUUGACCAAUGAUCUACAAUCUAUUGGUCCUGGGUACCUACCAGGUAAUUAUCAAGUAAAUACCUAGUAGGUGUCAGCGAAAUACCCAGUAACGACGGGUACUUUCCUGGUUGUUACCAUAUAAUCACACACUACAUAUCUGGUAAUUACCUUCUAUUUUACCUUCUAUUCAAAUGUGCCUCUACAAAGUAUUGAGCAAAGGUUCUGAAUACUUAUGCACAUGUGAUGUUUUGUUUUUUUAAUUUUUUAAUAAAAUUACAAAAAUCGUAACAAAACUUCUUUCAUGUUGUCAUUAUGGGGUAUGAGGCAAUAAAAUGACCAAAGUCUUUUUGAAAGUGAAAUAUCCCUUUAAGGCCUGAGAUUUAUUUAGAGAAACAUUUUUCUAGAUCACUGCUGCUCACAGUUUUAGGGACUCCCCAGAAGCAAGUGAAAUGUUCACUUUAGGAAAAAUAUAUAUUGUAGAAUAUAUGAGAAUAUACUGUAUAUAGAUUUGCACAUAGUUUCAUGGUGUACAUGACAAUCAGUACUUAAGGACUGAAAUCUCUUAUACAUGUUUUCGGAAUUAUGAUUUAUAUUUUCUUUUGAUUUUCUUGUCUUGUAGUUAUGAGCCCAGAGGACGUCGUGCAUAGAUAUAAAAAGGUCCUCAAGGAAUUUAAGCGCACCCGAAGCCUCACCAAAACCUGCCAAGCAUUCGGCAUCUACAAGAACACCAUAGCUUUAACUGCUGUCAUCGCCGAUGUCAUCAUCGCUGGAGGAGAGAGCAGGAAAUAUGGAGAGCUGACCCCUAUUGCAAAAAAGCAGACUUUGGCAGACUAUGCCAAAGUCUGCAAGGCCUUUUUAGAUGACAGCCCUCCCCUGCAGCAGAAAAUUGAUGAGAUGAGGAAGGCCACAGAGCUUCUCACGAUCACCUACAAAAGUAACAUGUAAGGGAUUAAAAACAAUCAAAUGUUUUCUGCAGUCUAGUCUGACCUCUGUUGUUGAUAGUGCUGGGUAGUGUUUUACAGAAAACAAAAAGGGGGAGAACCAAUCAGUGUCUGUGCUCAGGGCCUUGUCAUUGACUGACUUAGCUCUGCCACUUUUUGAUUUCUGCAAAAUGCCACCCAGUACUUGGGGCCAGACUGGUCUGCAAAAUAUAGGGAUGCUGCUAUCCAGAAUUUUCACUUAUGAUCUGAUCCAGCCCAUUUUCUUUUCUUUUUCUUUUUUUUUAUUGCGGGACACACCCUAGACACCCUCACCCUCUUUAGACUCUCUCUCUAAAAAAAGAAAUCAUUCAUUCAUCCAUCCAUCCACCCAUUUAUUCAUUCCAUUUCUUUUUAAUGUUUAUGUUUUAUAUUUCUUUUUUUUUUUUUUUUUUUAUAUAUUUAUUUUAUGUUUUACAGGGUUAGCAGUGUUCUUAGGUGCAAUUCUGAGAAUUUGUUUUAUUUUUUUAUUUAUUUAUUGUAAUUACUGCACUUUUUUUAUUUGUACAGUUUACCCCUUUUCUUGUUUUUGUUUUUUGUAUGUGAGUUCAAUGUUUUGCUGCACCUGUUUGUACAUACUUAAUCCACUGGGAUUAAAGUUCAUAGUUCAAUAACCUAAUUGUGUUUAUUCAUCCCAGGGGUUGUAUUUUAUAUGAUGGCUGGUAAUGGUGGUAAUGCUAGUGUUUUGGGUGGAUCCUGGGGAAUAAUGACAGCUAAUUACAAAUGCAGUGUGUUUGUUGUCCAGGAGGAGGAGCAGACCCACGGACACUGUGUCGUAGUGUAGAGUCAAAAUGUGAGCUGGACGUAAAAUAUGACCAAUAUUUUGGACAUUUUACGUCCACUUUUUUGGGUUAUGACAACUCUGGUAUAUUUUUCCACACCCACACACUGAUGCCAUUAGGUUCUAGUAUUAAAAUUUUGAACAAGUUUUUUAUUUUCUCUGUGAGAAGAAGGUUGUGUUGCAUAUAUUUAAUUUCUGGGCCCAAAACAGGUUGGUGAGUGACAAUUCUACUGUAUUACAGGGUAUAUGACUUGAUAGUGGUUUGGUAUGCGCGUGCUUCCUAAUGAGCUGGUGAAUAGCAGGGCUUUGCUGGGUAAAUGGCAUGGAGUUAUCACAAUUCUAACAUGGGUGUGUGGUAGUGAUGUGUCCUUCAGUGCCGAGGCUUCGAAGCGUGUGUCGAGUAAUAAAGGGGGCGUUUCCGCGAAGUGCGUAUCGAGGCUUGCUUCAUGUAGGGGUGGAGCCAAAAAUGAUGACGUCCGAAGCCUCGCUACCCGGCUGUACCACAUGACUGAUUCAAGAAACGGUUCACGGGUUUGGCGGAUGAUUUAACAGACAGCGAAACGCAAUGGAGUCCUCCCCCACUCACAAUCCAUAGACUCGAGACUUGUUGAAAAGUUGUUUUUAAAUAAAAAUAAAUAAAUAUAAAUGACAUGUUUAUGUUUUAUAUGUUGUCCCCGUAACAAAAGUGCGAACAACAAACUAAGUAACACAAGCACAUCACAUCACAACCCUCUCCAUAAUUUAUGUCCUCUUCCCCUUUUUGACACUGCAACUGUGUCUUAAAGACAAACAUCAUUUUAAUAACUUAAUCAUUUAUGUACUGUAUCACAAACACACGGCAUCACAUCCAUUCAUUCAUUAAAUUCAAAGCUUCGCGCACCAAAGCCUCGGGGUGUCUUUGGUUUAUCACUCUGCCUGUUUUACAUUUAUUGUCCACUUGUUGGCGCAAUAGAGCAAAUGAAGCAUGAACAUGAAGCUUCGGCCCAGUAGGCGAGUAAUUGGAUGGAAAGCUUCAAUGCUUCAUGAGGCUUCAUCUCGCCAUCACUAGUGUAUGGUGUGGUGCCGCACGAGGUGGGGCCUGUUACAGCAGCUCCCAAGUGUUUUAUACUUUUUGUAUCUUUUUCUCUUUCAUUUCUGUCCUGACACAUGUGUGUCUUCACCAGUUAGUGUCUAACUACUGGAUACACCGACUUUUGUCUUUUUGUAACUUUUCUGGCCGUUUUUCUCUACACUUUUUGGCACUUUAGCACUCAUGGCAGCGGAGGUUCAAAAAGGCGACGGUGAGCGCUUUGUUUACAAGCGCGAUUAGCUGAUUGCGCUGAGUAAACCUGUGCUGCUGCCCGGAGCAAGGCCUGACAUCCCGGAGGAGCUGCGUAGGAGGUGCCGGGGAUGCAGAGCAGGAGCCAAGCUGAGGGUAAAGAAGAUUUCGCCCAGCUGUACCAGCGAUUAUCACGGGGAACGUGAGGACUUUGGGGAAUAAGACGGAUGAGCUCAGACUCAGAGGGAAUACCGUGAGUGUAACGUCUUUUGUUUCACUGAGACAUGGCUGCACUUGCAUAUCCCGGACCACAGCGUGGCGGCACCCGGCUUCAGAGUUGUUCGAGCGGACAGAGAUGUUAUUUGCAGUGGUAAGAAGAAGGGAGGAGGGAUUGCACUGUAUGUGAGUGAGAGGUGGUGUAAUCCCGGACAUGUGCAUGUGAAGGAACGUCUCUGUGAACCGGACAUUGAACUGUUUGCUGUCGGAAUGCAUCCGUAUUACCUGCCCCGGGAAUUCAUGUCCACCAUUGUGAUCCCUGUUUACAUCCCUGUAAUUGUAAUUUUAAUGUCUUUGUUAAGAAUUGCUUGAAGUGCCCCUCACAACAGACUUUCCAAUCAACAUAUCAGUUAAUCAGCAUGUCUAGACAUCAACAGACAACAUCCUGCAGGAUGCUUCAGGUGUCACCACCACCCCAGGGGGGUGAAGUAACAGUCCCCACAGACAACAAAAGGUGCCAACACCCAAGCCCCAUUCCUUGCCCUCUGGGAGGCGGUCCUAAAAGUAUAAAUAUUCUGUAUUCCCUAGAUUCGGGGUCCUUUCUGAUCUACCCGCUCGGAUCCAGAUCGACCUUUUCUUUGCAAAGAAAAUAAAACCUUGUCGGCCGGCAGAAGUCUCUAUUUCAUUAUUCACCAGCAGCAACGGAAAAGAAAAACUUCCACGACAAUUUGGUGUCAGAAGUGGGAUCCCUCGAGCAAUCGUCUGGGCCGGAGCAUGGACAGUGACAGGCCAUCCUGGAAAAACAAAAGAUUUCCAGCCUCCAAACCUCAAAUUCUUUUGUGAGAAGGGAGGACUGACCAAAACCGCCCCAGAUCGUUGCCGCUGGGAUUCCACGAACAAAAUUCAGCAAAUUCAUCUGGUGAGCACUGAAAUAUUGACUUUCCUUUUCUUUAAAAUUUGGUUUUUAAUUGGGCAUGACAUUUUUUCUUAUGAUCUCCAUAACUUGGCGUGCUUUUAUCAUCAUUUGUAGCUUAACUAAGUGAUGUUACUUUUUCUAGGGACGACAAGUAGUAAUUUUUUAUUGCUCGUGAGUCCUUAGACAAAGUAAAGCUUUUUCUUGCUAGUAGCUUUCCCUGGGGGAUAAAACGAAGUAAGGCUUUUCUCAUUAUUUGAAGCUUAACGAAGUAAUGUUGCUCUUUCUGGAGCCGACAAGUAAUUGAUGUCUGGACCACUGAGUUUGGAUUCCCAACAGGGGGAUCCCUCAGUUUUAAAAAAAAAAAAAAACAAACAUUUUUUGCUUGUAGUCUUUAGACAAAGUAAAGCUUUUUCUUGCUUGUAGCUUUCCCUGGGGGAUAAAACGAAGUAAGGCUUUUCUCAUUAUUUGAAGCUUAACGAAGUAAUGUUACUCUUUCUGGAGCCGACAAGUAAUUUUGUUGCUUGUGUGGCAAGGGGGUGCUAUUUUAUUCAAAAAUAGAGCAUAUUGUCUCCAACUAGCAACGCCACCUGGGGACUUGCACCCCAGGAAACUGAACUUUCAAACUAAAACAGGAAGCUAAAAUAAGAAUAAAGGCAACACAGGUAAGUUCUGAAGAGGCAGAGACAGAGUUCAAAAUAUUUCAAAAUGUUUAUUAGAUCAAAAAAAAUGAAGUUAAACGUAAAUAUAACUGAGAAAUUUAACCUAGGAGGGAAAGAAAGGGAUAAAGUUAAAACAACAUAACAAAACACAGAUAAGGGGGCAAGAAAGUUAAUUUUAUUUCUAUAAUAAAAUUUAAAACAAGGCCUUCUACAAAAGUUAAAAAGUACAAUAACCCCAACUUAAACUAAAUCAAAGAAACCCAAACUAAGUUAACUUAAAAUAAGCUGAGGCCACCAGAAGGGAGGCAGACUACAGAGGGAAAGUGCAGGGGGGUGCUCCCUUAUACUCACCAAGUGAAGCACAGCACACACACUGCAAACCUUCAACAAAAGAAACAAAAUCGGUGUAGUCUUGUGACCCGGUGUCAAACUCAUGCAAAGGUGGAGGGCCCUCACCCGGGGUGCCUAGCCUCCCAAACUAGUGGGCUCAACCUCUGAAAUAAAAUAAAAGGAUUAACCAAAGAAACAAACAAACAAACCAGCGAACCCAGUUGGUAAAACUAGAGGGAACUAAGGAGAAAAGCAACUAAGGGUAACUAAGAACAGAAUGCAAACUAAUGGGGGAGUAACUGUGUAAAACAACCAAACUUAGAAGUAGAAACAAACCAAGUAAGGGGGGAAACCAAUCAAAAGGGCAGAAACAAUCAAAGUAAACAGGCAAAAAUAACUACAAUUAAUGGGGGCAACAAAACAGCAGCAGGUCUACCACCAGCACUCUGAGCAGAUCAGAAGGCCGACUGCAGGUGAGCUGCUGCCUUUUGUUCAGCUGACCUGAUUAGGGGAAGGGAGGGGUUAGAGGAGGAGGGAGAGCUGCAUUCAAUAGCAGCAAGGUGCUGCCUGCCACAAUCUGCCCCUGGGUUUUGAAUCGGCGACCCAACGAUUUACUCUUACUGCCAUGGCCUAAAGACAAAGGCAGUAUGCCCGGGAGUGUGAGAGUUCGUAGCCCCUAUUGCCCUACUCUGUGCUGCCUGAGGGAGGUGAUGUGGGUUCGGGUGUUGGCCAGCAUUUGUGCGAGGGGUCCUGCGCUGGGAUGCUCCACUGUGAGCUAUAGGGUUUGUCUCGUCCAACUGCUGCUGAGGGUCUUGAGGAGCAGGUGGUGGUACAGCAUCUUCUGUGGGAGCUGCUAAGGGGGCCUGAGUCGGUAAAGGUUGAUUUGUUGCUGGGGUUACCUCAGGAAUCACAACAAACCAUUCACCAUCUGCUGAAGCUUCAUUCUGGGGAGGAGGUUCAGCCACUUGGGGGGGUCUCUGGUGGGUUGCAGUCGGUCACACUAUCCACUUUACCUCUCAGCAGGCAGCGGUGGACAUGCUUCACCUGGUCGAGGUUGUCAGCAGGAGCGAUGGUGUACACUGAUCCUCCAGCGGCUGGAGCCUUAAGUACUUUGUAGAGUAUUGGGCCCCAGAUGUCUUGGAUCUUGUGCCGCCCCCUUGCUCCCACAUCCUUCAGGAAAACAAGCUUGCCUUCUUGUAGGGGAGCAUCCUUCACAUGUCGGUCGUAGUUCUGCUUACGCUUUUCAGCUGCUGCCUCCAGAUGCUGUCUAGCUGCCUCAAAUGCAUGUCGGAGUCGGGUUUGAUGCUCUGUGAUCCAGGCGUGAGUGCUGCCAGCUGUGGGUUCAGGAACUCUGCCCAGAAGGAAAUCUACAGGUAAGUGAGGGUCUUGUCCAAACAUUAGAAAAUAUGGGGACUCACCGGUGGAUUGAUGUGGUGUGGUGUUGUAGGAAAAGGUCACCUGAGGUAGGUAGCUGGCCCAAUCCCUUUUCUUGGUUACUGGUAAGGUGCGUAGGAGGUUGUGUAGUGUACGAUUGAAACGUUCACAUUGUCCAUUACCAGCUGGAUGAUGGGGGUGGUGUGACUCUUCUCUAUCCCAUACAUGCUGCAGAGUUGUUUGAUGAGGUGGCUCUGAAAGUUUCUGCCUUGGUCGGAGUGAAUACGCCCCGGUACACCAAACCUGCAGAACCAAUCAUUGAUGAGGACCUUAGCCACUGUUGAUGCUAGCUGGUCUCGGGUUGGAACCGCCUGGGUGUAUUUGGAGAAAACAUCUGUCAUAACAAGGACAUUCUCAAACCCGUUCUUUGAUGAUUCCAGGAUAGUUAAGUCCACGGCGAGGAUCUGGUUUGGCCGGGAUGCCAGUAAAUGUCCCAUAUAUGCACAGGCAGUGGGUUGAGUGUGCUUUGCCACCUGACAGCGUUCACACUUUUGGCACCAUUCUUUGAUGUCCUGGUGCAUUCUAGGCCAAUAGCACCGCUGGUGGACCAGAUCUGUUGUGCGGUCCACACCUUGAUGUCCAUGUUCAUGAUGUAACUGAUGCAGGACCUCACUUUUUAGAGACUGUGGUAGCACCAGCUGCAACACCUCCUCUCCCCGGGGAUGACAAACUCUGCGAUGAAGAAUGCCGUUUUUCUCUUCUAUACGGCUCCAUUGUCUCACCAAUGUCAGGACAUCCUUUGAGGCUUUCUCUCUUUCUGCUGCAUUAGGGCCCCUUCCUCUGCUCCAAAACAGAAGAAAGUCACUGAUUGUUGGAUCAGCCUCCUGCAAUGCACACAAAUCAUAGUCAGUGAGAGAGGGGAAUGCUGAAAUGGUGGCCUGAGUGGCUCUUGUUACCUGGCCUGACUCAAUAGCCUGCUGCAACUGCUCUGGAACUGGGAGGCCAUGAGGUUCACAGUGUGAAGUUCUGCUGACUGGGUGCUGCCUGGAGAGGGAAUCUGCAUUUUUGUUAAUUCGACCAGGCCGAUACUUUAUGGUGAAGUCAAAUGAAGCCAGUUGUGCUGCCCAGCGUUGCUCUGUUGCUCCUAGUUUUGCUGUGGAUAGGUGGCUGAGGGGGUUGUUAUCCGUGUACACCAUACACUUUUGUCCUAACAGAUAGUCUCUGAAUUUUUCUGUCAUGGCCCAUUUCAAAGCCAGAAACUCCAAUUUCAUGGAGCUAUAAUUGUCCAUGUUACGCUCUGUGGGUUUGAGACCUCGGCUGGCAUAAGCUACGGGUCGAACUUUCCCAUUCUGUUCUUGUGAAAGGACAGCACCCAGCCCGCUAUAACUAGCAUCAACCUCCAAGAUGAAGGGCAAGUUGAAGUCAGCAUAGGCUAAAACAGGAGCAGUCACUAACCGAGUUUUGAGUUCCUCAAAGCUCCGCUCACACUCUGUGGUCCAUGCAGCACUCAGACUCCUUCCUGUUGGUCUUUUAGAUUUUGUUCCUGUCAACUCAGCCACUAGGUGAUGCAAGGGGGCAGCCAGCUUAGCAAAACCUUCAAUAAAGCGUCGGUAGUAGCUGGCAAAUCCCAAGAAAGACCGCAGCUCAGAGACUUGGUCAGGGCGCUGCCACUUUGACACCACUUCUAUUUUGUUUGGGUCUGUAGAUACGCCAUGCCUGGAUAUUACAUGGCCAAGGUAGCUCACCUCUGGUUUGAAGAAUGUGCACUUCUCCAGUUUGGCUCUGAGAUUCUCCUUUUGUAGGCGACCCAGCACAACAUCCAAGCGUUUCACAUGCUCCUCUACAGAGGAAGAGAACACAACCACAUCAUCCAGGUACAGUAACAAUGAUUGACAAUGCUGAUCUCCAAAGAUUCUCUCCAUUAAUCUCUGGAAGGUACUUGGUGCAUUGCAUAACCCAAAUGGCAUGCGGUUCCACUCAAACAACCCAAAUGGGGUGCAAAAUGCAGUCUUCAUUUUGUCCUUCUCAGUCACUGGUACCUGAUUAUAUCCAGCAGCUAGAUCCAAGGUUGAAAACCAUUGGGCACCUGAGAGAGUGUCGAGGGAUUCCUCUAUGCGGGGCAGGGGAAACGCAUCCUUUCGGGUCUUGCUGUUGAGGAGCCUGUAGUCCACACACAACCGGAGGCUACCAUCCUUCUUUUUCACCAACACAAUAGGAGAGGCAAAGGGGCUACUACUUUCUCUAAUAACCUGGGCCUCUAAAAGCUGGUGAAUGUGAGCCUUUGCUGCCUCAUACUCUGAAGGGGGGAUGCGUCUGUAUCUCUGACGUACUGGGACCUCAUCCACUAAAGGUAUGUCAUGAGAAAUGAGGUUUGUGCAUCCUAUGUCACUUUCAUGUGAAGAAAAGACACCACUGUACUUGUGCAACAAGGACCUGACUUCUACUUGUUCCUGUUCUGUAAGGGCCGUUAAAUCAAGUGCAUCAACCUUAUCCUGCACUGAACUGGUCGCUGACUGAGAGGAAACUGUGGCUGCUACUUCCCCCUCUACCAGACCUGUGGGCGAGCUUACAAGGUGAACAUUACUCAAGGUGCCAAGAACGGUUCUCGGGUACAGUACAACGUCGUGGAUUCCAACAUUUACAACAGGGAUGUAAGCUGUGCCUCUACUCACCUGAACAAGUGCUGGGGAUGCUAGCAGACCUGCAGGCAAACCUGUGCUAAGGGGCUCAAACAAAACUUCCCCAAGGUGAUGCUGAGAGCAGGUGGCUGCCACAAUUUUUAGAGAACCCCCAGGAACUCUACAAACCCUCCCACCUUUCACCUUGACCCGACUGGAAUGACCAGAAGGGGCAGCUGCUUGGGCCUGGUGACACUUUUGAAAGGCCUGCUGAACUUGGAUAGGGGCCUGCAACACAGAAGGUAAGUUAAACAGAGCAGGGCCAUGAAGUACAAACAACUCCUGGUAACAUUCCUUUAUGAUGUUCAUACCAAGGACACCUGGAACUGAAUGUUCACUGUGUGGGGGAUCCCUGACCACCAAAACACCUCACUUUGCUAUGACUCUGCCGCAAAGCUGAACAUCUAACUCCAGGUAUCCAAUGUACGGUAUGGCCAAGCCAUUAGCUGCACUCAAUCUCAACCAAUUACAACACUGGAGUUUGUCUGGACCCCAUGGUGCAAAAUGUUGAGCAAAGAAACUUUCAGUUAUAGUUGACACCAUUGAACCUGUAUCAACCAGGCAUGGAACUGAAACUCCCCCCAUAAGUACAGCUAAGUUUGGGCAGACUGACACCAAGUUAUCGAGAUUAUUAGCAGCAGAGUCUGAGCCUAAGGGGCCCCCACCUGAACUUUGGCUCAAUGGUUCAGGGGGCGAAAGUUUCCCUGGUUCUGAGAGGGCUGUCUACCAUUAGAGCGAAACUGUAUUGAAUGAACAGGAGGCUGUGGGGCUGGGAACUCUUCCUCACACUCCCUAGCAAAGUGGCCAGGCUUAUGACACCUCCUACAAAUGACAUUUUUCCUGCGGCCAUUUGGUUGGGUGUUUUGAACAUCGUUUAAGGUGGCUAAACUUUGAGUUAGCUUAUUCAGUUGCUCUUGCUGGUUUUUAAGGAUUUCUUUCAGCUCACCCAACUCAGAAUUGAAGGAGCUACCUGCCUGGCUAUGAUUGGGGUACCCUUGCUGAACAGUUUGUUGAAAACCGAAGACAUUAGGCACAGAGUGGCUUCUACCCCUCCCACUGGUGGACAAUCCCUCCUGCUCCCACCUAAUGGCCUCACUGCGGACAUCUAUCAGGCUGGCUGUAGGGUGGCUUCUGACAUAUUGCUUCAGUUCUCUGCGAAGGGAGCAAUCGACAACAUGUUCAACAAAUUGGUCUCUCAGUAACACAUCUUUGUUAGGAAGAAAAUUUGGUGUCUUUUUAUCAACCUUGUCCAUUAGACACAAUAAAGCAUGUGAAAAUUCUUGCAAUGUUUCCCCAUCUUGUUGUUUUCUAGAGGAAAACUCCUCUUGCAAAGACACAUAAGACCUUGAACACCCAUACAGUUCCUGUAAUAUAGCCAAAACCUUGUUUGGAUCUUCCCGUUCCUGCUGAGGUCUGUACUUAAUCUCUUCUCUGGCUUCCCCCUCUAAAUGGUCAAAAAGAAAAAGUGCUUGCUCAACUGUGGACAUAUUUCUAGCACGGGUGCAAGCAUGGACUUCUUCCACCCACUCAACAAUGCUAAUUCCAGUCCUGCCCCUAAACAUGGGACAUUUUCUCUCCCGAGAAAGGUAAACCAGUCUUUCAGUUACCAUAUUGUUAACUGUAGGGGGGCCAGAUGAAGUUGAGCUUGAGGUGCUGGGCCCAGGAAGACUGGACUGCCACUCUUGACGCAUGCGUUGAUUCUCCGCCUGCAGCUGGGCGACCAGCUCCUUCAGUUGAGCGAUUUCCUCCUCCAUGGGGAAGCAGAGCAGAGGAGAUUAGCAGAGUACCAGGGGUGCAGCACAGGGAUCCCUCCGGACCUGCUGCUGUUUUGCCCAACAAACACAAAAAUACCAAUAGAAAAGGAAAAAAAAAAAUCUACACCAACUGGGUUGCAAAAGAAGGAAAAAUACACACGUCUCUGCCUUUAACAGAAUCCUGCCGGCAACGCCAGAAUGUGGCAAGGGGGUGCUAUUUUAUUCAAAAAUAGAGCAUAUUGUCUCCAACCAGCAACGCCACCUGGGGACUUGCACCCCAGGAAACUGAACUUUCAAACUAAAACAGGAAGCUAAAAUAAGAAUAAAGGCAACACAGGUAAGUUCUGAAGAGGCAGAGACAGAGUUCAAAAUAUUUCAAAAUGUUUAUUAGAUCAAAAAAAAUGAAGUUAAACGUAAAUAUAACUGAGAAAUUUAACCUAGGAGGGAAAGAAAGGGAUAAAGUUAAAACAACAUAACAAAACACAGAUAAGGGGGCAAGAAAGUUAAUUUUAUUUCUAUAAUAAAAUUUGAAACAAGGCCUUCUACAAAAGUUAAAAAGUACAAUAACCCCAACUUAAACUAAAUCAAAGAAACCCAAACUAAGUUAACUUAAAAUAAGCUGAGGCCACCAGAAGGGAGGCAGACUACAGAGGGAAAGUGCAGGGGGGUGCUCCCUUAUACUCACCAAGUGAAGCACAGCACACACACUGCAAACCUUCAACAAAAGAAACAAAAUCAGUGUAGUCUUGUGACCCGGUGUCAAACUCAUGCAAAGGUGGAGGGCCCUCACCCGGGGUGCCUAGCCUCCCAAACUAGUGGGCUCAACCUCUGAAAUAAAAUAAAAGGAUUAACCAAAGAAACAAACAAACAAACCAGCGAACCCAGUUGGUAAAACUAGAGGGAACUAAGGAGAAAAGCAACUAAGGGUAACUAAGAACAGAAUGCAAACUAAUGGGGGAGUAACUGUGUAAAACAACCAAACUUAGAAGUAGAAACAAACCAAGUAAGGGGGGAAACCAAUCAAAAGGGCAGAAACAAUCAAAGUAAACAGGCAAAAAUAACUACAAUUAAUGGGGGCAACAAAACAGCAGCAGGUCUACCACCAGCACUCUGAGCAGAUCAGAAGGCCGACUGCAGGUGAGCUGCUGCCUUUUGUUCAGCUGACCUGAUUAGGGGAAGGGAGGGGUUAGAGGAGGAGGGAGAGCUGCAUUCAAUAGCAGCAAGGUGCUGCCUGCCACAAUCGUAGUCUUUAGACAAAGUAAGGCUUUUCUCUCUGCUUGUAGCUUUCCUUGAAGGAUAAAACGAAGUAAGACCUGAUUUUGAAACACAGAGACGUCUGUGUGGAAUUUGUCGCGACAAAACCCAUUAUGGGGGGCAAGCUUUCCAUUGAGGUGAUACCUCCGGAAGGGCCAAUUGUUGAGAUCAUGAGAAAGAAAUGUGGGGACAAAAGCUUAAAAUAUUUAAAUGUCUGGACCACUGAGUUUGGAUUCCCACCAGGGGGGUCCCUCAGUUUAAAAAACAUAUCAAAACUAGAAGAAGAACUAAAGGCAAAAGAACAAAAAAUUAGAAGAAAAAAUGAAGUGUCUGUAAGAAAAUUAGAACUCAUUAAAGGUCAAAAAGAAUGUUUACAGAUGUGGAAAACUGAAGCAGAGAUACGAAAUACAAAGUUAAUGCAAAAACAACUACCCUUUUCAUGCAAAAAGGUUGAAACGAUUGAGAAGCCAGAUUCACAUAGACAAAGAACACAGAACUUGCAGAUCUCUUCUUCUUUGUUUCCACAGUUGGCGGCUCUGAGGCUGGAUUCAGACCUUGACGGCAACCCACCUUCCCAUCCUUCAGCACCACCACCAUACAACUCUGCAACACCCAGCGAGAGAAGAGAAGCAGACUUCAUCAGGCCACAACUACGAGCAAGCUCAGAAACAGCUCGUUCUGAAAUGCCUGGUCUAUCACAAGACUCUACAACCAACACCCUUUCUCCAAUUGCACACAGACUAUGCAAUCCAAUAAAGACACAGCCUGGAACAUGCCUAUGGUUGAAGCAUCUGAACCACAAGGCGCAACUUUGUUCUUUCGACCAUGGACUUCUGAGGACAUCACAGCCACUUCACAACAUCUGCCCAAACCCCAUGGCAACAGACUGGCAAAGAAUAGCUGGAGAAUUCCCAAAUGCUGAUCUCCACUGCAAACAUAUCACCUGGGAAGACAAAUCUAAUGUCCAAAGAGGAAAAGGACGUGGCCAUCACAAAAACUGGGAUAAAAGACCUCGAGGAGAUGUCUGUUUCCUGUGUGGCAAACAUGGACAUUGGAGACGUGAUUGCCCUGGCAACACCUCAUCAGACGCAAUAGACAAAUCGGACUGA
Xyrichtys novacula (pearly razorfish) is the source of this 18725-nucleotide messenger RNA. NCBI's taxonomy places the organism in Eukaryota, Metazoa, Chordata, Actinopteri, Labriformes, Labridae. The record is from the annotation of a GenBank genome assembly.